This is a messenger RNA of Caenorhabditis angaria, 3645 nucleotides long. The record is from the annotation of a GenBank genome assembly. Lineage: Eukaryota; Metazoa; Nematoda; Chromadorea; Rhabditida; Rhabditidae.
AUGCAGCGUGCCGUUGUUCAAGGAUCUAAGGUGAGAUUUUGACUAGGGGUUUCGGGAAAAUAUCGAUUUUUUGGGAAGUUUCGCGGGCAAUUAGGGAAACUUGGGUUUCCCGCCCAAAAAUUGAUUUUUAUCGAUAAUUUUUCAUUUUUAAAUAUUUGAGAAAGAAGUGAAUUUCAUAGGGAAUCUGAGAUUUGUUCUGAAAAUAUCAAAUUUUUGCAAAUUUCAGAAAAAUAAAGAAAAACUCAAUAAUUUUUGCAGCGCGGACUCGCCACUUUGGCUGGAGUAACAGCCGCCUCAGGUGUUGGACUCGUUUACGCAUUGGAGAACAGUGUGAACGCAAGCAGUGAUAAUGUUCAUCCAUAUGCCCUUCCAUGGCCACACAGUGGACCAUUCUCGUCGUUUGAUAUUGCAUCGUGAGUGGAGAGAUGAGAAAAAUCCAGUUUUUGCUUUGUGAACAUCGGAGAGAUGCUCAAAAUUUAAUUGGGAAUGGGAAAAUUGCAUUUUUGAGGUCUGAAAUUCAUCUGAAAAUCAAUUCUGACGUUGAAAUUACACAAUUUUUUAUAAAUUUAUCCCGAACAACGUCAGAUUUUGAUGAAAUUGAUAUUCAGAUGGAUUUCAGACCUCUAAAAAUGUAAAUUUUUCCAUCUCCCCGAGGUAUUUAGCAGAAAUGGAUCAAAUUUGCCAUUAGAAAACACACAAAACCUGAAAUUCCCAAGAAAUUCACAAUUUUUUCGCAGAGUCCGACGUGGUUAUGAGGUAUACAAACAAGUUUGCGCCGCUUGUCACUCGAUGAAAUUCUUGCAUUAUCGUCACUUUGUUGAUACCAUUAUGACUGAGGAAGAAGCUAAAGCGGAAGCCGCCGAUGCUUUGAUCAACGAUGUUGAUGAUCGUGGAACUGCAAUUCAACGACCAGGAAUUCUCACCGAUAAAUUGCCGAGUCCAUAUCCAAAUAAGAAGGCUGCAGCUGCUGCCAACAAUGGUAAGCUUUUUAGCUCGCAAGCUUCCGCGUUAGCGGCACUAUCUUCCGCUUCAGCGGUCACGUGGCAAAUUUACAGUAUCAUAACCCACGUGGCCGCUAACGCGGAAGAUAGUGCCGCUGACGCGGAAGCUUGCGGUUUACACUCGCUUCGCUCGAAAAAAAAUUGACGAUAAAACCGCAAGCUUCCGCGUCAGCGGCCACGUGGUUUAUGAUACUGUGAGUUGGCCACGUCAUAGCUAUCCACGUGGCCGCUAACGCGGAAGAUAGUGCCGCUGACGCGGAAGCUUGCGGUUUACACUCGCUUCGCUCGGAAAAAAAAUUGACGAUAGAUUUGCCUGUGCGGGAUCUCAAAAUUUCAAUGAAAACUCAAAAAAAUCUUGGUUUUCACUGAAAUUUUCAGAUUUUCGAGCGAAGCGAGUGUAAACCGCAAGCUUCCACGUCAGCGGCCACGUGGUUUAUGAUACUGUAAGUUCGUCACGUCAUAGCAAUCCACGUGGCCGCUGAAGCGGAAGAUAGUGCCGCUGACGCGGAAGCUUGCGGUUUACACUCGCUUCGCUCGAAAAAUCGAAUUUCUCAUGCCGGAUCAGAAAAUUUCAGUGAAAACCAAGAUUUUUUGAGUUUUCACCGAAAUUUUGAGAUCCCGCGCAGGAAAAUCGAUUUUUCGAGCGAAGCGAGUGUAAACCGCGAGCUUCCGCGUCAGCGGCCACGUGGUUUAUGAUACUGUAAGUUGGUCACGUCAUAGCUAUCCACGUGGCCGCUGAAGCGGAAGAUAGUGCCGCUGACGCGGAAGCGUGCGGUUUACACUCGCUUCGCUCGAAAAAUCGAAUUUCUCAUGCCGGAUCUGAAAAUUUCUACGAAUUUUGAUCCAAAAAUCGAUAAUUUCAACAUUUUCGAGAAUUUUGGUUUUGCGGCGUCCAAAAAUGAAAAAAAAUAACAUUUCCUGUCCAAAAUUAAACAAAGUAAGAUUGCCAGAUUAAACCGUACCACCUGCGUAUCUAACUCAGAUUAGAUAUAGAUGUUCUACCGUACUUCAGCAUGCGCCUUGAAUCUGGAGGGCGGGAAAUUUUCUUUCUUUUUUCUUCCAGAAAAUGCAGGGGAAAAAUUGAAAAAAAAAUUUGAUAAUAAAUUAUAUCAAAAUUUUGAAACGUAUUUUUUUUUGUUUUUGAAAAAUUCGAAUUUUUGAAUCAAAAUUUGUAUCAAUAGCCGAAAUGAAGCAAUUUUGAGCUCAAAUUUUAUCAAAAAUGUAGAUUAUCAAGUUUUUAUGGCUGAAAAUUAAAAAUGAAAGUUAAAACGUAUGUAUAGGUUUCAUGAAGAAAAUCUUGAAAACUAUAAAUUUUCAAAUUUGGAGUCAAAAUUUAUAGUUUUCUGAUAAAAUUCAAGAUUUUCUUCAUGAAAAUAUAUAUUCUUAAAUUAUUCACAAAGCAGUUAAAAUUUGAAUUUUUCCCAAAAAAUAUUUUUUGUCCAGGUGCCGCUCCACCAGAUUUGUCAUUGAUGGCUUUGGCUCGUCACGGAGGAGACGACUAUGUAUUCUCACUUUUGACCGGUUAUUUGGAGGCUCCAGCUGGAGUCAAAGUCGACGAUGGAAAGGCCUACAAUCCAUAUUUCCCAGGUGGAAUUAUCUCUAUGCCACAACAAUUGUUCGAUGAAGGAAUUGAGUACAAGGUAUGCUGAAAUUUUGGGUGAAAAACCGAAGAAAUUCCCAUUUUUCAGGACGGAACACCAGCCACAAUGUCUCAACAAGCUAAGGAUGUUUCAACUUUCAUGCACUGGGCUGCUGAACCAUUCCAUGAUACAAGAAAGAAAUGGGCUCUUAAGGUAACUUGUUUUAAAAGCCAUUCGAGCUUUUUCAAGUUUUUUCUUAGGAAAAUACAGGUUUACUUGCAUUUUCACAUGAAAAAACGAUUUUCAGGCAAAAAUUCAAGUUUUUUAUAGGAAAAUACAGCAUUUUCACAUGGAAAAUGAGAUUUUGGAAUAAAAUUUCGUUUCUAGUGGUUUUGAUCCGCUUAUCACAAUCCCAUUGUCAAAAACUAUUUAUCUCAACUCUGAAUAUAAGUUAUUGGCAAAGUUUGUUGAAAUUACAAGACUAUAACUAGCUGAAAAAUGGUUUUCAUGAACUUUUUCGAUUUUGCAACAAUAUUUUUGGUAUGGUUUCAAAUUCAGAACAAAAAUAUCGAAAAAGUUAGGUGAACUUGUGAAAAUUUUCGUGAAAACCAUUUUUUCAGCUAGUUAUAGUCUUGUAAUUUCAACAAAUUUUGCCAAUAACUUAUAUUCAGAGUUAAGAUAAGUAGUUUUUGACAAUGGGAUUGUGAUCAGCGGAUCAAAAUCCACUGGAAACGAAAUUUUGUUCAAAAAUCUCAUUUUCCGUGUGAAAAUGCUGUAUUUUCCUAUGAAAAACUUGAAUUUUUGCCUGAAAAUCCCAUUUUUCAUGUGAAAAUGCAAGUAAACCUGUAUUUUCCUAUGAAAAACUUGAUUUUCAAGCAAAAUUUCAAAUUAUUUAUUAAUUAAACCUCUCCUAAUUAAUAAUUUGAUUUCAGAUCGCUGCUCUUAUUCCAUUCGUAGCCGUUGUUUUGGUUUAUGGAAAACGACACAUUUGGUCAUUCACCAAAUCGCAGAAAUUCAUUUUCAAAACAGUCAAAGGAAGAGAACCACCAAAGAGCAGCCAAUAA